This is a messenger RNA of Musa acuminata subsp. malaccensis (wild Malaysian banana), 2616 nucleotides long. RefSeq lists its product as uncharacterized. The record is from RefSeq and is a predicted model, not a curated record. Lineage: Eukaryota; Viridiplantae; Streptophyta; Magnoliopsida; Zingiberales; Musaceae.
CGGGGCUUUCCUCAUCAGGCAUUUCCCGGCCCGUUAAUUAUGGCCGCACCAUAAAGUCGCGCGUCACGGUACCCACCCGAACGAAAACACCUUCGGAAACAGCUCAUUACCUCCUCCGGCUCGGCGGCCUCGCCACCACCACCGCCACCAUGCCGGGGAUCCACGUUCCUGCUGCUGCUGCUUCCAUCUUCUCCCCCGCGUACUCCUUCUCUUUCGACGAUGACGACGGAUUCGGAGACUUCAAGUUCGCCUCCUCCGUCCAACCUUUCCCGUCUCACCCACCGCCGCCGCCAACGCAGCAGCAGCAGCAGGACGAUUACGACUGGGGCGAUUUCGUCGUCAGCCCGAUUGGAUCUCACCCCGUCGAGUCCCCAUCUCCGCCGCCCCUCUUCGACGCCUUCCCUCCCCUGUACGCCGCCGCUUCUGACAAGAUCGCCGGUGUCAAGCAGUGGGAGAAGCCCAGCGGUGCCCUGCCGCUAUCGAUCUUUGGGGAGGAGGAGGUGGAUGAGCCGGAGCCUCUCCAUCCGCCCGUCCUCUUCUCUGCUUCUUUAUCUUCUUCGAUCCCGGCCAGAGAUCGCAAGGGACCUGUCGCCGCGCAUGGAGAGUUGAGGGAUCUGAUCACCAGUCUCUAUGGACAAGCUUCCCAACCGGUCGGUGGCGACAACGAUGGCCUUUGUUUGGCCGAGGGGAAGGAGGACGAUUCCGACGAGAGCUCCUGGGAAUACAAGGACGCCUCUUCCUCGUCGCCCAAUUCGGUGCUCAAGGAAGAUGGAAUACGAAACGAGAAAUCUGGUCUUCAAUGCACCGAAACUGCGGAUUUUAGAGAAAUCGAGGUUACCAGAAGCAUGCGAGAAAGUAACCUAGAUGACUGGCCUAUUCAUUCUCACAGCAGUGUUAAAGAAGAAUCUGAUGUAAGCCCAUAUCAUGAUAAGAAUGGGUAUUUCUAUGAACCUACAUUUGUGGGGAGUGCAACUAAGGAUAUAAUUUCUGGUCCAUCUGCUGGUCUUAGUAACAACAUACUGGACUUGUUUAUUGAGGUUGAUAAGGAAGAUGCUAUUUACUCUGAAAAAGAUGCCACAAAGAAGGGACAAAACUCAGAUAUGGUUGACUCAGUGCAGAGGGAUCAUGAUCUUGGUGGAACUCAAUGGAAGUUCCUAAAGACUUUGGAAUUAGUGGUUAGCAAUCAGGAUCCUGCAUGUGAAAUAAAUAAAUAUCAUUCAACUAAUUUGUCAUACAACACUCCUGUUGAUCUUUACCACAGACUGAAAGAUGGAUCGAUAUUCUUGUUAAAUUGCCAUCUCGAUAAUCUCGAGAAAGCAUAUGGAGUUGCUUCUCUUUCUGGUGAACAAAUUAUAGAAAUGAAAAGAAAAGAGGAAAUUAAGGCAGUUUAUAAGAAGCUGGAAGAAGCUAAGGGCACUAGAAAUAUUAUAAGGGGGGAGCACCUACCAGUAGAUGUUUAUGUUAGUCAACUGCUUAAAGCUGUAGAAGAACCAAACUUUCGAGCAUUUGAGCAAGAAUAUCACCUAUCAGAAAGAAUCUUGUCAGCAGGGAAAGAGGCAAGUGCAGCAAUCGAACUUCUUGAACAUACCACCUCAGUACUUCACAUUCUGGCAUUAGCAUCCAGGGAGGAGCAGCGUGCUUAUAUUGAUGUAUGGUCUAAUAUGGCUGUGGCUUGUGUUCAAGAGUUGCAGCAUGGUGCCAAGGUUUUAAAAGAAUCAGUUCAAGCACAAACCUUAAUGCAAAUUUUAUUUGGAGAAGCUAAAUAUUUCAUUGCCCUUGGAGAGAUUUAUAGAGUUACGGAAGUAUUAAGAGCCUCCAUGAAACGUUACAAGCCUUGGAUAUUACUAAACUGCGGUAGCUUAAGCAAAUUAUCAACUAGCUUGGAUAAGUGUGCAGAGGCAUGGACUAUCUCUGGUCUGGAGGAAUCUCUUAAAAACUUUUCCAAUGCCAAUGAUGCAGAAUAUGCUGGUUUGGCCAAAGCACUCCUUGCAUCCAUCAAAAUCAUUCGUGAUCUUGAUCUCUCUCACUAUUCUUUUAAUCACGACAGAAGAAUUUGCAAAUUAUCAUUAUUUUCCAUGGAAGAAUUACAAGAUAUGAAAAUGGGGCUAUGGUGUGGGGAAUAUUAUUUUGUCAAGCUAGCAAAUCUCUGGGCCAAUCGGAUAUCUUGUGAUCCUCCUCAGUUGCCAUGCUUACAUGUCUAAUAAUAUGAGAGACUCAGAGACUUGCAAAGGCACCCAGUCGAGGAUUCUAAUGAAACCACAAGUGUCGGAAAAUCUUCAUUUCAUAUGAAGCAACAAGAAUCAUGCUGCAACAUCAUCGGUCUUAAAGGGGAAAGAAUAACCGUAAACCCAGCCCUGAGUUUGUCGUCCACCAUUCUUAUGGUCGAUUUCCUUUUCAGAAUUCUAGUCCAUAGAAAUGCAGUUUGUGGUUGUAAAUUGUGACUCUAUUCUUUCUAUUCUUUUGAUGUAUAUAAAGACAAUUAUUCUGGAGUCUCGAGUCUUCAAAAGAAUCUUGUAUUUGACGACACAAGACUUUUUUGACUGACGCAUUCUCAUUUUCAUUUUCUUCUGACUUGAGUAGAAGAGUAAGAAGGAAAAAAGAAGUGAAGCAUACGAG